This is a messenger RNA of Conger conger (European conger), 683 nucleotides long. RefSeq names its product thioredoxin-like. Gene Ontology annotation, molecular function: protein-disulfide reductase activity. NCBI's taxonomy places the organism in Eukaryota, Metazoa, Chordata, Actinopteri, Anguilliformes, Congridae. The transcript has 5 exons. The record is from RefSeq and is a predicted model, not a curated record. The coding region runs from base 135 to 458 and encodes 107 amino acids.
UCACGGGAACGCUGAUAGGCGGUAGUUGGGAAUGCGUUCUCACUGACGUUCGCUUCCGUCGGGAACACGCCUUGACAUAGCACCACGGCCUAAGCAGGAAAGGAACCACACGGGACUCACAGCAUUUAAUAAAAAUGUUGACAGUAAUCGAUGAUCUGGAUGGAUUUAAUAAGGCCUUGAAGGAUGCUGGUGACAAGCUGGUUGUGGUGGACUUCACCGCUACAUGGUGUGGGCCCUGUCAGAUGAUUGGCCCUCAAUUUAAAGCUCAUUCGGAGAACCCAGACUUCAGCUGCGUUGUGUUUCUGAAGGUGGAUGUGGACGAUGCUCAGGAUGUUUCCGAAGAGUGUGGUAUUAAAAGCAUGCCAACAUUCCACUUCUACAAAAAUGGGAAAAAGAUUGAUGAAUUCUCUGGUUGCAGCCCAACGACACUGGAGGAGAAACUGAAAGCUCAUAAAUGAGUCUUCCCUUCAUCUUUGAAUGAAAUUCCAUUGUGUGAAUUAAAUCAUAUGGUCAAAUUAAUUGUCAUAUUCCCUUUGAAGUAUAAUGAGCUGGCAUUAAACAUAGAAGUUUUUUUUCCUUUUAAUAUUUUCUUUGUCUUGAUUGAACCUUUUCCACUUGGCCCCUGUGACAGUAUAUCAGGUUUCCAAUAAAUUAUGAUGUAUCAAUAGAAAUCUUGCAAAUAA